CUGUCUCCAAGCUGCUCCUGCCUCAUGGAACCAAUGGCACUGGCCCUCAUUCUCGGUCUGUGACAGUGGGGAUGUGAUGCCAAGGGGGUUGGAGGCCCUGUGUGGAACCAGAACCGUGUCCCUUGCAGGUUGGUGGCUGGUGGCAGCGAGCAGAGCACAGCAUUUGCCCCGACCCUCCCUGUCACUGCACCCCAGCCAGGGGGUGUCCCUGGGUGACACUGUCACCCUAAGGUGUCACCUGCCCCAGCUGGCUGCCUGGGUCCGGCUGUACAAGGAAGGACGUUGGAUACACAGCAAUUACAAGUACAAGGAGCAGGACACUGCAGACUUCUCCUUCUUGAGCACGUAUCGGGAGCACGAAGGUACAUAUCGGUGUCAGUACCGGCUGCCUUGGUCAGCAGUGGAAUCAGAGAAGAGUGAUCCUGUGGAGCUGGUGCUGACAGGUGAGGGCACUGGGGACAGCAGAUGGCUCUGCUUGCUCCCAGCAGGACCGUGUCCUAUUGCUGUCCCU
Messenger RNA from Phasianus colchicus (ring-necked pheasant), 511 nucleotides. The record is from RefSeq and is a predicted model, not a curated record. NCBI's taxonomy places the organism in Eukaryota, Metazoa, Chordata, Aves, Galliformes, Phasianidae.